Lytechinus pictus (painted urchin) is the source of this 867-nucleotide messenger RNA. Its product is annotated as retinol dehydrogenase 8-like. The record is from RefSeq and is a predicted model, not a curated record. NCBI's taxonomy places the organism in Eukaryota, Metazoa, Echinodermata, Echinoidea, Temnopleuroida, Toxopneustidae. Gene Ontology annotation, cellular component: cytosol. The transcript is spliced from 4 exons. Gene Ontology annotation, molecular function: oxidoreductase activity. The coding region runs from base 1 to 867 and encodes 288 amino acids.
AUGUCUUCUCAAAUUGUUCUGAUGACCGGCUGUUCAUCGGGUAUCGGUCUUGCGACAGCUAAACGUCUCGCUCUGGUACCGAAUCAGCGAUACAUCGUCAUCGCUACCGUCAUCGCGAUAUCCGAGAAGACUGACUUGGUAUCUGCCGUAGGGGACGCUCUCAAUAAGACAAUUUUUAUUGAGGAAUUGGACGUCACAAAGGAUAAUGACAUCACGUCCGUAGUGGAUAAAACUCUUAAAGAGUACGGGAGAAUCGAUAUACUCAUAAAUGUCGCUGGCAUCUGCUUCGUUGAGAUUCCCGAGCGAGUCCCGCGUGACAUGAUAGAGAAGAUCUUCAACGUCAACGUGUUUGGAGCGAUGAGACUCACCCAGGCAGUUCUGUCUCAGAUGAAAAAAAGAAAAGAUGGAAAGAUUGUAACCAUAACAAGUUUGUCAGGAAGAAUAGCAAUGCCAUACGCCGAGAUGUACAGUUCGACUAAAUUUGCCUUGGAAGGUUUCUUCGAGGUCCUGGCUGUUGGAUUACGUGCGUUCAAUAUUAGAAUUUGUGUAGUGGAGCCUGGGCCAGUAGCAACCAGUUUAUUGCACGGGCUCGUAAAGAAUUUUGACGCCAUACUCGAUGACGAAUCCCUCAACAUCAUCGACCGUCGACAUGUUCAAGGAUUCGUUGAUAAAUCGGCUAUUGGAGAAGGACAAUACAAUGUCAUGAUGGCAGACGAUGUCGCCAACUCCAUUGUGACAAGAUGUAUCGAGGCCGAGAAACCAGAUCUCAGACACUUCCUUCCAGAACAUCUCGGCGAGAUGGUCCAGACAGGAAUAGCCGACCUCACAGGAGAAAAGAUUGUCGAAAAUGGACAGUCUUUGAUCUGA